AUGUCCCACAUUGUGAAGUGGAACAGGACAAAGAUUUUGUCAGAUGAGCUGGGCUGUAGUAUUUAUGACAUAGCAAGUAUUGAGUUGAAUAUUUGUGAUACCCAACCUAGCUGCCUUGGAGGUGGAAACAAUGAAUUCAUAUAUUCUGGAAGACUAGACAACCUUGCUUCAAGUUAUUGCGCAUUGAGAGCUCUUGUUGAUUCAUGUAAAUCACCUGAAGAUUUAUCGAGUGAGCAUGCAAUUCGGAUGGUCGCACUUUUUGAUAACGAAGAGGUUGGUUCAGAUUCAUAUCAAGGAGCUGGUGCACCAACCAUGUUUCAGGCCAUGAGACGGAUAACUGGUUGCUUAGCUCAUCAUUAUGUAGGGGAGGGCGCUUUUGAGCGUGCAAUUCGUCAAUCCUUUCUUGGUAUGCCUUACGUGGAACCUUACAAUUUUCAAUGA
Ilex paraguariensis (yerba mate) is the source of this 441-nucleotide messenger RNA. The record is from the annotation of a GenBank genome assembly. Lineage: Eukaryota; Viridiplantae; Streptophyta; Magnoliopsida; Aquifoliales; Aquifoliaceae.